AUGGUUCAGAAAGACAAAAUCGUCGAAACCUCUCAGUCAGAGAGUGAGCCGAGCCCGGGAGUAACGGAGGCUGGUGUCGAGGUGCAGGGCUCCGUUGACGAGCACAGUAUUGUGGUGGAGAGAACAGGCCGGAGAAAAUUCAUCAGCGGGGUUGUCGAGGGCUUUUAUGGUCGACCAUGGACAAUGGAACAAAGAAAAGAGCUAUUCAGAAGACAGCAGAAAUGGGGAUUGAACACUUACCUGUACGCACCCAAGGAUGACUACAAACACAGAAUGUUUUGGAGAGAGAUGUACUCAGUUGAGGAAGCAGAACAACUCAUGACUCUGAUAAGUGCUGCAAAAGAGCAUGGAAUGGAGUUCAUCUAUGCAAUCUCCCCUGGUCUGGAUAUAACAUUCUCAAAUCAGAAGGAGGUCUCUACACUGAAAAGGAAGCUGGACCAAGUCUCUCAUUUUGGGUGCAAGUCCUUUGCUUUACUUUUUGAUGACAUCGAUCACAACAUGUGUCCAGCUGACAAAGAAGUUUUCAGCUCGUUUGCACAUGCACAAGUGUCUAUCACCAAUGAGAUCUUCCAGUAUUUGGGAGAACCUGAAACCUUUUUGUUUUGCCCCACAGAGUACUGCGGAACCUUUUGUUACCCGAACGUAGCCCAGUCGCCUUAUUUGCGCACAAUUGGCGAAAAGCUGCUGCCCGGCAUUGAAAUUUUGUGGACAGGUCCAAAGGUAGUUUCCAAAGACAUAACGGUAGAGUCUAUUGAAGAGGUGACAAAGAUCCUGAGGAGACCUCCGGUCAUCUGGGAUAAUAUUCAUGCCAAUGACUAUGAUCAGAAACGGUUGUUUUUGGGCCCAUAUAAAGGCAGAUCUACGGAACUCAUUCCCCGACUAAAAGGAGUCCUCACCAACCCCAACUGUGAAUUUGAGACCAACUUUGUAGCCAUUCACACAUUAGCCACAUGGUAUAAAUCAAACAUGAAUGGGGUGAGAAAGGACGUUGUCAUGACGGAUAGUGAAGACAGUACAGUGUCCAUUCAGAUAAAGCUAGAGAAUGAGGGCAGCGAUGAAGAGCUGGAGACGGACAUCCUCUACAGCCCACAGAUUGCUCUUAAGCUGGCCCUUUCUGAGUGGCUCAACGAGUUUGGUGUGCCUCAUCAAUACAACAGUCGUCAGGUGGCUCACAGUGGAGUUAACAGCUCCUCUGUUGAUGUUCCCUCACUAACCGCCCCCUCUCUCGGCUCCUCCACUACGGUUACUACAGUGUUCCAACAACCCAUUAUGAGCCCUACUGCUCCUCUCAAUGAGGAGCCACACACACUGCACAAAGAGGAGGACGAGGAAGACGUAGAGGUGGAGAAGAAAGACUCAGACGAGGAGCCCAUGGAGAUGGUGCUGGAGAAACAAGAUGAAGUGGAGGAUGCCAAGAAUGUCAACCAAAUUCUCACAAAGAUUGUAAAAGCCACAAUGGCAGAGGACCUCAAACCCAUGGACACAGAUAAAGAGAGCUUAACAGAGUCCAAGUCUCCAGAGAUGUCCAUUCAGGAAGACUUGGGCAGUGAUGUUGCACCCAUGCAGACAGAUGAGCAGCUUAAUAAAGAAGUGUUUGUACCAGGACCCAAUGAGAAACCUCUGUUUACAGCUGAGGCACUCACGCUGGAGGACCUGACUUUGCUGGCAGAACUUUUCUACCUUCCCUAUGAACAUGGUCCCAAGGCAGUGCAGAUGCUCAAAGAGUUUAACUGGCUUAGAGCAAACAGCAGCAUUGUCAGUGUAAAUUCCAAAAGCAAGGACCCAGAGAAGGUGACUGAAUGGAACUCCAGAGCUGAGAAUUUUGAGAAGAUGUGUUGCUCCGUCAUGCAGAUGUUCACCAGACUCUCCAACUCUGCCAACAGGACCAUUCUGUAUGACCUCUAUCCCUAUAUCUGGGAUAUAAAGAGUAUCAUCUCAAUGGUCAAAUCAUUUGUUCAGUGGUUAGGGUGUCGUAGUCAGUCCUCAGCACAGUUCUUAAGUGGAGACCAAGAGCCCUGGGCCUUUAGGGGCGGUCUAGCGGGAGAGUUCCAGCGACUGUUACCAAUAGAUGGGGCAAAUGAUCUUUUCUACCAGCCACCACCUUCAAUGCCAACUUCCAAAAUCUAUUCCAUAAGGCCUUACUUUACUGAAGAUGAGGCUGCUGUCUACAAGAUCUGCAAGGAGAUAUACACAGAGGGAUGUGAUGAGAUUCCUUUCUCUGACCAAGAACCAGACCUGAUUGGAGACAGGUUAGUAGGAGGGUUUCUGACACUCAGCCCAGACUAUGGCUUUGUCUUAGAGGAUGAGGAGGGAAUCUGUGGCUAUGCCCUGGGCACUGUGGAUGUCAAACCCUUUGUGAAGAAAUGCAGGAUAAGCUGGAUUCCAUUCAUGCAGGAAAAGUAUAACAAACCUGACUCAGGAAAGGAUCUGUCUGAGGCAGAGAAAAUGAUGCUAAGCUUCCAUGAGGAAGAGGAGGGGUUGCCAGAAUCAUUCCUCAGGAAUUUCCCAUCCCUCAUAAAGGUGGACAUUCAUACAAAAGUCACUGACCCUAGUGUAGCCAAAAGCAUGAUGGGAUGUCUCCUCUCAUCACUGAAAGCCAAUGGGUCCCAUGGUGCCUUCUGUGAGGUCCGGCAACUGGACAAACGGAUGUUGGACUUUUAUGGCAAACUUGGCUGCUUUGAAGUGGCCAAAAUGGAGGGCUUUCCAAAAGAUGUCAUCAUAAUGGGGAGGAGCUUGUGAAAGGGAGUGAUAUGGAAGACCUACCCUUGAAAGAACUUGUACAAAGCUACAGUGGUUUGCAUAGAAGGCCCAGAGCGUGUCUCACUACCUGUCCAAGUAACAAUCGGUGACACAUUUGUAAUUUUUGUUGCACCCAUCAAAGGCUGCUGUUGUAGCUUUAUUCUUUAAAGUGUGCUCUUCAGAAACUGCUGAAAGCACAUACAUAAUUUAAGGUGCUUCUCACAGUUACUGUGCUUUGCCAAUCAGAGGUGGUGUGUGAAGGAAUGUGAGUGUUUGUAUUGCCUUUUCAAACAGUCCCUCCUCUGGUCCGCAAGACAGCUUGAGCUGGCCAGGUGCCAUUUAGCCCAUCACACCUUUCAAAUGCGAUUGUUCGGCAGUCCGCUUAUAUUCAGUCUGCUGCAGGUUCCAGUGAGGGCAUUUAGGCCCAACACUGCCAAUAACCUACAGAUACCAUUGCAUAAUUAGAAAAAAUAAGUUUCCGCACACAUUUUGCCUCCCAUUCUUUGUUGCCUCUUCAGUACUAAUGUGGAAGCAGGCUGUUUUUUUUAUUAUUAUUAUUAUUUUUAAUGGUCUCUUGACUUGACAGUUUUCCAGUCACAAACUGUUAGAGCAUUAGUGAAAACACUAGCUAAACAGAUUGGAUGUGUCUGUGUUCUCAAAGAAAGAAUUCAUUGUGUGGCUUGAUGGCUUUGAAAUGGAGAGAACCUGAAAUUAGUGGAGAUAAAUUUGGAACCAAAAGUGGAGACCCUUGUCCAUAAAAAUUGCAUGGAUAUUACUUUUAUGCAUAAGCUAGUAGCAUGUGUAUCUUGAUGAUGCAUUUGUGUUUUGUACAGCGAUGCCUUUCGGUCUGUUGCCUUCCUCAGUGUAUUGCAGAGGUUUUGUCCUCUUAACCCCCUCCCAGCACACCCUCCUCCCCCACGACGAUUUCUUUCCACACAUAAGGUCUGAGGUCGUGCCUGUUGUAUGUUCCUGAGCCUCAGCCAGAUUAGAUGACCAUUCAUAAAUAGAAGUAUUUGACUAAAGAAGUUUUAAAUAUGUUCCAAAGGUGAUGAGUUGUGAUAAACCAUCAAUCACCUGUUUUGCAAGGACAGUUGACUGUGGUGCGGUUUCACAGUGGCAUUCAGUGAAACUGAUUGGAGUGAGGCUUGAGUGAGUGCAGUAAAUCCUGCAUCUGUAGUUAUUUGACUAGAAGAAAUUUAUGUGUGGUUGUAUUUGAAACAUGCUAUUCUUUCAAACAUGAAACAGUUCAUUCCAGUCCUGUGGUGCAACAUGUCCAUGCGAUGCUGUUGCUUGGAAACCAAGGUGAGGUGGUGAAAGUCAGAGCCUAAGGUGUCAAGACAGCAAGGCAGUAUUUGACUAGAAAAUGCACUCAGGCUUUGUUUCGAUGGGCAGUAAAUUUUGUUCACUUUCAUUUUUGUUGUUUUUCUCUAAGGUUUGAGUAGUUACAACUAACGUCUUCAUUUAAAAAAUUUUGAUCUAAAUCAGAUCCAUAAAUUUAGCAGUCUGCUUGUCUAAAUACUGAUACAGUAAGGUAAAGAAGAAAUACAAUCUGCCUAAUUUCAAACCGUCUUCCUAUUUUGGCACUAUGUAGUAUUUGGGCACAAAAAUACUCACUUACAGCCUGCCUCCCAAAUAAGAAGUUCCCCUUCUCAUAAGAGGCCUUUAGUAACCGCUAUGAGAGAAAUGCAUAUAGUUCUGAGCGUUUGUUGAUUUCUUUUUUUGUUUGUUUGUUUGUUUUUUUCCUUCAAGUUACUCAGUUCUCAUUAGAUCCCCCUGUGGGGAGCUUGACCUUGCAUGGCCAUUAUUUCACAUGGCUUUCAUUGUACCAUGCUCUGCUCUUUUGUUCUGCAAGUUGAGGUCAUGUUCAAAAAGAAAGGGCUUCAUUUUGUGAGGUUCUGAUUACAUUUAAACAUUGCAUAUAUUUCAGUACUUUGGGUUGUAAUUAUGAUUAUGUAUGUAAUGUAGUUAUACUUUCUGUAAGGUUUUUAUGUAAGAUGGUUAAUUACAAUAAAGUAUGGUAAAUAUUU
Pygocentrus nattereri (red-bellied piranha) is the source of this 4766-nucleotide messenger RNA. It is a transcript of the gene oga, whose product is annotated as O-GlcNAcase. The transcript has 16 exons. Gene Ontology annotation, molecular function: beta-N-acetylglucosaminidase activity. The record is from RefSeq and is a predicted model, not a curated record. Bases 1 to 2739 code for a protein of 912 amino acids. Gene Ontology annotation, biological process: glycoprotein metabolic process. Lineage: Eukaryota; Metazoa; Chordata; Actinopteri; Characiformes; Serrasalmidae.